This is a messenger RNA of Mesorhabditis spiculigera, 375 nucleotides long. Lineage: Eukaryota; Metazoa; Nematoda; Chromadorea; Rhabditida; Rhabditidae. The record is from the annotation of a GenBank genome assembly.
AUGAUGCCCACAAUUGCACCAACGCCAGGGCAGCCUUCUACUUCCGGUCCCCAGCACUACCAACAUCCGUGUUUUGCCUUCCGAAAAGAACGGGACGGCCUUUUCCCUGCCGAUCAUUGCAUCAAAAUUAACGGAAAAAGAAUGGACGACCCGACCCAAACGAUGAUGGUCCGAACGUGUGCCGUCGACUCGGGCUCGUUGACGGCUGAUACGGAAAUCGUCCGAAUAUCACACUGCGGCUCCUUCAAAUAUGAGCAUCAGUACUACGAUGGCUGCGUACAGGCCUGCGACACCGAUGGCUGCAACUCCGCCCCAGCGCUGCACACGCUACAACGAUUGUCUAUUUUUGUAGCGCUUCUAUUCACGAUUUUACUA